This is a messenger RNA of Bufo bufo (common toad), 1849 nucleotides long. It is a transcript of the gene GDNF, whose product is annotated as glial cell derived neurotrophic factor. Bases 627 to 1325 code for a protein of 232 amino acids. The transcript is spliced from 3 exons. The record is from RefSeq and is a predicted model, not a curated record. Gene Ontology annotation, biological process: positive regulation of branching involved in ureteric bud morphogenesis; peripheral nervous system development; negative regulation of neuron apoptotic process. Gene Ontology annotation, molecular function: glial cell-derived neurotrophic factor receptor binding; receptor tyrosine kinase binding; growth factor activity. NCBI's taxonomy places the organism in Eukaryota, Metazoa, Chordata, Amphibia, Anura, Bufonidae.
CUGCCCUCCAGCUUGUGAGUGCAUUGUGCAGGUAGAGCCAGAGUCUCCAGCCCAGGACCCUGCAGGAUUAGGAGGCUUCUUCUUCUUCUUCUUCUUCCUCUUCUUCUUCACACUGGAAGGAGUUUGCAUUGCAGAAGUCAUCCAUCUCUACACAUUCCACUUGGAUCUUACCCUGGAGAAAGUCUUGCUUUGCACCAGUCUAGAGUCCUUGUGGUGCCCAGGCUCAGCUGUUUGGCCCCCUCUGUGGUUGUCCCUGGCCCAGCUGCUGUUACAGGAGCCCCCAUGUCUUCAUUUGACUCCCCACAGUUGUUGAUGGUGUGUGAUCCUUGGAUUCCUCAGCAGGAUUGUAGCAUCCAGAGCUGCACUCUGCAGAACUGCUGCUGUCUCUUCUCCUGCUGAUCACUGGAGGGAAGGAGGACACAGCAGCUGCUUCAUUUCAGGGACAGGUCUGCUGAACCUCAGCCCACCUGCCCAGCCUUGUGAUUUGGUCUUUGCUCUCCCCCAGGACAAGUUGUCAGGAUCCCUGGACUCCCAGCAGGUCACUCAUCCUCAGGAGGUUGGAUUCAUGUCCAUCUUAGGGCUAGAGAGGCCAGACAAACGGUCCCUUUCUUGGAAGCUUUUCUAAGAUGAAGUUAUGGGCUAUCUUGGCUGUCUGCAUUUUGCUGUUGAGAUCUGUGUCCAACACCCCGUUGCCUUCAAGCUGGUCAACUGGUAAGAAGAGAUCUAGUCAAGAAUCCCUGCUGGAAGACGAGGACUCGGCUUUGGGAAUGUACGCAGCGAAUUCUGAGCGUCCCACUGCCGUGCAGGGGCAACAAGGCAUCCAACAUAACUUUGCAGCUGAAGUGCCCGAUGACUACCCCGAUCAGUUCGAUGAUGUGUUGGAGUUUAUUCAAGACACCAUAAAAAGACUUCGGAGGUCAUCCAACAGGCAAUCCCUCUCCAGACGAGACAGAGGAAGAGCUGCUACAAUAGACUCCAGUAGAAAGUCAGAUUCCAGUAAAAAGACGAGCAAGGAGACAAAAAAAAGGAGAAACAAGGGAUGCGUUCUUAGGGAGAUACACUUGAAUGUGACUGAUUUGGGUUUGGGCUACGAAGCCAAAGAAGAACUUAAGUUCCGGUACUGCAGUGGGUCCUGCAAUAACCCAGAGACAACUUAUGACCAAAUUCUAAAAAACUUGACCAUCAAGAAAAAGUUGGUUAACGACAAGGUGAAGCAAGCAUGCUGCAGGCCCAUUGCCUUUGAUGAUGACGUUUCAUUUCUGGACGACAACCUAGUUUACCACACCUUGAGGCAACAUUCCGCUAAGAAAUGUGGAUGCGUAUGAUUUCAUUUUUUGGAUAGCCGUGCGGCAGUGCGUAUUGCAUUCCUGAAAUAAGGCAAAGGAAGGGAUCAAGUUUCCGCCACGUAGAGGUCUCCCGGAAGUCAGAGAUGGAGAAGAGGACCAAGGAUGGUUGGGCAUGGAGCUAUCAUGAAAAUCUGUUGUGGCAUUAAUCCAGUGAUUGCCAGGAUAUAAUAAAAAAUAAAUAAAAAAAAUCCUCCACAGGAGAGAUGCAGACACUGCUCUAAGACGGGGGAUGGAUUUUGACAGAUUUUUCUAUAUGUGACUCACCAGCAGUGUUGACUGGAAAGGUCGAUAUCCAGCUUUUAAGCACCGGCAUUUAUACAUCAUGCAUGUCAGGUUUUUCCUGUAUAUCUUUUUGUUACAUCAAAAAAACAAGUGUAUUACAUAAUCCGUUAGUUCUGUGUUUUGGGGUUUAAUUAAAAUUUUUGCUACUCCAGUUCAUAUUACUUUACUGUACCAAAUACUGUCAGUCAUUCUCAGUACAAUCUACAGGUAAUUAUCAAUGA